Molecule: messenger RNA, 1620 nt
Organism: Ornithodoros turicata
Lineage: Eukaryota; Metazoa; Arthropoda; Arachnida; Ixodida; Argasidae
Exons: 2
Coding region: 123-1592 (489 amino acids)
Molecular function (GO): zinc ion binding
Source: RefSeq, a predicted model, not a curated record
AGGGCAAUGAUAUAUCCACGGAAUAUGACGCACAGUUGUAGUUGCGCUACAAGGUUCAACUUCUAAUUCUAGAUGGCCGGUACUACCCUCAUCCCGACGAUCUUGACAGCUGGAGCGACAAUAUGAAGUUGUGGCCGGGAGUCACCUCAGGAGACAUCGUUUACUACCUUCUCAGCUCAAAGGCUUGUGACUUGAAAGACGUGAAGGCCUACAAAAGCCUGGAGUCAUACAAUUACCCAGAGUGCGGGUGGGUUGGAAAACUGUUGGUCCACAAAGUAGACAACGAAAUAGUGUUUGUUAAAGGUGAGGUGAGACCAUCGCAAGCUGUGCACAACAGACCCCAUUCUGUGUGGAUAUGUGCGAAGUACAGUGGCACAGUUCUGACUGCUGGCUGUACCUGCAUGGCAGGGAAAGCCAGAGUAUGCAGCCACGUUGGAGCAGUCCUCUGGAAGAUAGACCUUGCAGUUUGCAAUGGGCUGACUGGCAUUUCCUGCACGGACACAGUAAUGCAGUGGAACAGAGGAACGAAGCGGAGCGUGGAACCAGCUGUGCUAGGGGACAUCUCAUUCAAGAUGCAGAGGCGGAUACUUGACCCGGAAGUGAAAAGGAAAAAAACAGCAGCACUACCAAGUGACCCGCCUAUGUAUGACAGAACCUUCAAGGAGUUCAUCAAGUCAUCACCCUUGUCUCCUCUCUUCAACGUUAAAGGAACACUUCUGAACGAAACCUUCCACCCUCCUCCACGGAAUCAAGACCGAGGAAAUAUGAAAGGUGUUGCGUCACCACUGAUGGAACAUUGGCCCUUAUGCCCAGGUAACCAUGCAAGCCAUGAUGCAGAAUAUGAGCUGCCGUACAGUUGCUCGCCAUGUAGUACGUUUUAUGACAACUAUAUUGUGCUAUCGCCGACUGCAAUAUCCACGCUGGAGUACCAUACACGAGGCCAGGACAGUGAACUGUGGCAUGCAGCACGUCGCUUGAGGCUCACAGCAUCGGACGUCAAGAAGGUGCCAAAAAGGGAGACAACAUCGUACCAUAAGGCAGCAAAGGGUAUUGCCAUGCCAUCAUUCCUUGGGAAUGCAGCGACGAAACAUGGCAAAGCAGCCCGUGAACAGUUUAUGGCUAGGACUGGGCUCCACGUUGUGAAGUGUGGAAUUUUCGUGAGUGAAGAUUUCCCAUGGCUUGCCGCCUCUCCUGACGGCAUAAUUGAAUCUAAAGACGCUGUCCUCGAGAUUAAGUGCCCCCAUGUCGAAAACUGCAAGAAAAUGAUUGCGAAAGGCAAAUACGAUGUGAGGCUCAUCGACGAAAACUAUGUUCUUUCAAAGAAUGGACCUAAUGGGUACUUCAUGCAGGUGCAAUUCCAGAUUCUGUGCACUGGAAGACGACGGUGUUAUUUUUAUGUGUGGUCGGUUGCCACAAGUGGUGAUGUGACUGAUAUAGUUUUUGAAGUGCCAUUUGACCCGUCAUUCUUGGCUACCAAUGUUGUGCGACUAAGAAAAUUUUACUUUUGUGCGCUGUUGCCAAUGUUUGUAGAGCACCACAGAAAUGGACAAAGAGAACUUAAUGGAACAUACUGCAAUAUCCUGAAGCCGUAAUUAAAACAUUGAUCUUAGUCUUGUGAAA